Molecule: messenger RNA, 5239 nt
Organism: Delphinapterus leucas (beluga whale)
Lineage: Eukaryota; Metazoa; Chordata; Mammalia; Artiodactyla; Monodontidae
Source: RefSeq, a predicted model, not a curated record
AGGCACCGGCGUUCCCGAGGGUGGGGCCGGGGCAAGUGUCAGUCAGGCAGGGAACGCCGCUGGGGACGCGGAGACCCGGCGGCUUACGCGCGCGGGCUGCUACCGAGCCGUCCGACCAAGAUGGAGUUCCUCCUGGGGAACCCGUUCAGCACGCCGGUGGGGCAGUGCCUCGAAAAGGCUACAGACGGCUCCCUGCAGAGCGAGGACUGGACGCUGAACAUGGAGAUCUGCGACAUCAUCAAUGAGACGGAGGAAGGGCCAAAGGAUGCCAUUCGAGCCCUGAAGAAGCGGCUCAACGGGAACCGGAACUACCGAGAGGUGAUGCUGGCGCUGACGGUGCUGGAGACGUGCGUGAAGAACUGUGGCCACCGCUUCCACGUCCUCGUGGCCAACCGGGAUUUCAUCGACGGCGUCCUGGUCAAAAUCAUCUCUCCCAAGAGCAACCCCCCAACCAUCGUGCAGGACAAGGUGCUGGCUCUCAUCCAGGCGUGGGCCGACGCCUUCCGGAGCAGCCCUGACCUCACGGGCGUCGUGCACGCUUACGAAGAGCUGAAGAGGAAGGGCAUGGAGUUCCCCAUGGCUGACCUGGACGCGCUGUCCCCCAUACACACACCCCAGCGGAGCGUCCCGGAGGUGGACCCAGCCACCAGCAUGCCCAAGUCCCAGUCGCAGCCGAGGACGAGCAGUGGCUCCUCCUUGGUGCCGCAGGCCCCGGCUCUGAGCGCUGCGGGCCCCAUCACGGCCAAUUCAGAGCAGAUCGCCAGGCUGCGGAGUGAACUGGACGUCGUUCGGGGAAACACAAAGGUCAUGUCCGAGAUGCUAACGGAGAUGGUUCCCGGGCAGGAGGACUCGUCCGAUCUGGAGCUGCUGCAGGAGCUGCACAGGACCUGCCGCGCCAUGCAGCAGCGCGUCGUGGAGCUCAUCUCCCGCGUGUGCAACGAGGAGGUCACCGAGGAGCUGCUGCACGUCAACGAUGACCUCAACAACGUCUUCCUCCGAUACGAGAGAGCCGUCCCUCAGGGAGAAAGGUUUGAACGAUACAGGUCAGGCCGAUCCGUUCAAAAUGCCAGUAAUGGAGUGCUGAGCGAAGUGACAGAGGACAACCUCAUCGACCUGGGCCCGGGGUCUCCAGCCGUGGUGAGCCCGACCGUGGGGGGCACGGUGCCCCCGUCUUCCCUCUCGUCCCAGCUUGCGGGCUUGGACCUGGGCACGGAGAGUGUCAGCGGCACCCUGAGCUCGCUCCAGCAGUGUCACCCCCGGGACGGCUUUGACCUGUUCACCCAGACCAGAGGGAGCUCCUCGGCUGAGCAGCGCAAGACGGCCACCUACGAGGACCCCCAGGCCGUCGGAGUAAUUGUUUCUGCGGUAGACGGUCGGAAACAGAACCCCGAAGUGAAGAGAGGUAAAGGUGGGGACUCUGACCUGGAGCCCAUAGACAGCUGGCUCAUAGCCCAAGGAAUGAUCCCCGUGGUGCAGCCGUCUGUCAUGGACGACAUUGAGGUGUGGCUCAGGACCGACCUGAAGGGCGACGACCUGGAGGAGGGCGUCACGAGCGAAGAGUUCGAUAAAUUCCUUGAAGAAAGGGCCAAAGCUGCCGAAAUGGUUCCCAACCUCCCCUCUCCCCCAGCGGAGGCUCUGGCCCCGGCCUCAAAUCCCUCCAGCAGGAAGAAGCCGGAGCAGUCAGAGGACGCCCUCUUUGCCCUGUGAGCUGUCCUGUGGUUGGGCCCCCCCACGGCAGGUCACCUCUAGCUCCCCCCAUCCACACCAGGCACUGGCCACUCUUCCCAUCCCCAGCCCCCACCUGGUCCUGCGCUGCUGUGUCUCCAUGGAAACGCCACUGUGUUUGCUCCCAGGCCUCCUGCUAGUCAGGACCAGCUUUAGCCACCCUCUCUGUGGGCGGCGGGACAGCGUUGCUGUAGCCACAGCCCCUCAACUUCUGCUCUUCCUGCCCACCAGCUCCCUCUGCCUGUUUCUUCCCAGGAAGAGCCCACAGCUGGUCCAGCACCAGGCAGGACAGUCCCUUUGGGUCUGUUCCUGAGCAGUUCCUCUGGUCACCUGCACACAGAGAAGGGGCUCAGGCCCCAGCCCCUUGCCCGGCGUGCCCCUGCCCAGCACAGCGGGCCUCUCCUGCCCUCCCGUGACCCCCUGUGCCCCAGAAAGGGCAGGUCUGCACCUGCGGGCUUGGUCGCCCUCCCCGGACUGCUGCUGCCUGACGAGUGUCGGCACUUUAGAAGGCUCUGUGGAUGCCCACGGGUGGCGUCUCUCACCUGCCAUCUGCUUGACCCUUUCUUCAUACUCAGCUGCUAGCCCAGACCCACGUCCAACCUGGCUCAGUAGCCGAGCCUGGGACCAAGGGGUCCCCCGCGGGCCUGCAUGCUCCUGGUGUGGGCAGAGCCAUGGGCUGUCAGGAGGGCAGCUCGCAACCCUGGCCGGUCAGCUCUUGCAGAGAUAACACUACUGUCUCCAAGCUGCCCCUGUGCACCACAGGCCCUGUGGCCGCCCCACCUGUGGAGGGGCCUGCACAGUGAGGGCUGGCUCUGGCCAGCUUGGGAGAGCUUUGCACGUUGGUGAAUGUGCUUCGGCCUGGUCUGGGGCAGCCUCCACGCCUCUGCCUCCAGGGCCCAGCAGCAGGCGGUGUUGCACCCCAGGGGAGAUCCCAGUGACCGAAGGCCCCUGCACUUUACUGGGCGGGGCCUCAGCCUCCCCUGCAGACUGUCCUGAAGCCUGAUCUCCUCCCACCCCAGACCCGGCGCCCAAGCAACCUAGGAGGGGCUGCUGACACCCGCUCCUGUCUUGGGUCCUUGCUGGUAUCUCGGGCCGUGGGCAGGGCACUAGCCGCUCGGCCCAAGCCCGGUCCAGCCUGAGCCGCCCUGUGCUGUGGCCCAGAAGAGCGAACGCACUGCUGCCGCGGCUUCCGCCAGCCUGUGAGCCCUGGUCCAGAUCAGCGUUCCAGCACGUGCUGCCUGGGCGUCGGGGCAAGGCCUGGCCGGGCCACCUGGUGGGCCUGGCCCGCGGUGUGGUCAGCCCUUCCCACCUGGCAGCCCAAGCAGGGAGAAGAGGCCGGGCCUGACACAGGCCGGGAUCAGUGCCGCCGUGGGCUCCAGCGGGAGCGUUUAGGACAGGGCUGGAGGGCUGUGCGGGGCACCGGCAGGAGCAGGUGUGGGGGAAAGCGGGGUGCUGCCCGUCUGGGACCCACACCCAGCCUGGCACCCUGCAGCUUCCUCUGGAGAGGAGGCCUGGGGUCCGGCUGGGGCUGUCACACUCCAGUUCCUCAGAGGGCGCUCAGGAAGUCCCCACCACGGAGCUGGGCCAGCCUGCCUGCACCCCGCCCAGCCCCGACCCUCAGACAGCUGCACCCCUCUCCUCGGCGUUUCCAAGGGCGAGGCCCCGAGGCCGGCGUGGAUGCUGAGCGUGUGAAGUUGGCCGACUUGAGCUGCACAGAAGGUGGCUGGGUGGCCCGGUUGUCCCUGGCAACCCUAGCUGGUAUCCCCGGGCCUUGGGCGCAGCCUGGGGAGCGUGUCUGUGUGGGGGCGGGGGACAGUGGGCCUCAGGUGGUCAGUCCAACGGGAGUUGCAGCAGCCAGGCCCAGCGUCCGCUGAGGGAGGAGCCGGCCUCCCACCCGGCGAAGCAGGGAGCCCAGGGGUCUCCCGAUGGAGAGUGAAGUGGAGGCGUACCUGCCCAGGGAGGCCCCCGCAAAGCCGCCCCCCAGCUCCAGCUGCUUAGCCAGGCACAGCUGAGAGAGGUGGGGCCGCCAGGGCGGCGGGUGGUGGUGGCCUCGCUGGCCGUCCCAGCUGGAGCUGACCCUCUGCUCGCCCAUCAGGUCACAGCAGCCUGACCCAGCCAUAGGCCGGCCUGGGAAGCAGGUGCCCAGGGCGGUGCUGCUCUACCCUUCCUGUCCUGAGUCCUAGGAGCCCUGGGCCCCUCCCACUGGCUCCCUUCCGCCUGGGGGGCACGGCGCUCAGGAAGGGAAGCUGGCCGGAGCCUUCCGCCCUGGGGAGUGGGACCCCCCGAGCCAGCAGCCUCUCCACCAGUGUUAGACAUCACAGAUACAGUAUGUACUUAAUUACACUACAUUAUUGCUGGGAUUCCUUAUAAGCACUAAUUAUACCUGAUUAUAGGUUAAAAUAUUUAUUUUGUCAAGAUAUUUUCUUGGGGAUGUGUUUAACCUUUCCUGUGCUGUGUGCUGAGAUGUGAAAACUAACCCUCUCCUCCUGCCUUCCUGGCCAGUGGGCAGCAGCUAAUGGCACUAAGUGCAGUGUGACCCGGGCACCGGCGGGCCUUUGGCCAGCCUGCCCCAGAGCGGCCCCUGCCCGGGACCGCCAGGCACCGUGCAGGCCGACCGGCCCAGGUGACACGUGAGCAACUGGCUUAUGAGCACGCGCGGGACAAGGGCCGCGGAGCUGCAGCGGCUCGUCGCUGGCCGGGCCAGAGGGCAAGGUGGCCGUCUGUCCUCCUGUCUCUCUGUCAGCCCCCUCAGUGUGAGCGACCAUGCUGUCUGCCCUGGGCCACGCUGCCUUGGCUCGCUGCCCUCUCCCUCCUUACCCAGGGUCUAGAGCAAGGGGCCUGGGGAGGUGUGAGGCCUGGGCCUUCCCUCAAAGCCCCAGUGGGGAGAGGGGACCGGUGGCAGCAGACACCCAGACUCGGCUCUUCCCGUCCCUUCCUGCUGCCACAGCCCCGCUUGCCUCCGCACGCUUCUAACUCAGUCCAGCCCAGCCUUCCGGAGGGUCCGAGGGGGCUGUGGGCUGGCGAAGGGGAAGCACCGUGGAGGGCGGCGGUGCUCUGCACUGGCUGCCGCCAGGGCCGGGCCCCUCCCCCGUCCCCGACGUGGGCAGAGCCGGCUUCGCCACCCGGGCUGAGCGUGUGCACCCAGAAGACGUCCGGUGGCCCCCGCCUCUCCCAGUGCCCUGCUCCAGCCCGUGCUGUCCCUGGGGCACCCUGGGAACAGCUGUCAACCCCGGAGUCUCACUGCGUCUCUCCAGGCACUCCUGGAGGAAGGGGGUGGGGUGGGGUGGAUAUUUAUUUCCUCGAGUUUGCACUUGACUUGUGAGGGUUCUCAGGUUUGUUGUCCGGCGUCCCCCAGCCUGGCGGUCCGUCACCGUCUCUGCCGGCAGACUCCUGUCUCUAGAGGGGAGUCAGCGACACCAGAGCGUCUGUCCACCCACUGGCUCUCCUUCCAGACAUGUCUGUCUAGUUUGGGAUCUUGCAUGUAAAAUACUCCACAAUAAACAAACAGACUGUU